Brienomyrus brachyistius is the source of this 10268-nucleotide messenger RNA. It is a transcript of the gene chd5, whose product is annotated as chromodomain helicase DNA binding protein 5. Gene Ontology annotation, biological process: negative regulation of transcription by RNA polymerase II; chromatin remodeling. The transcript has 41 exons. Gene Ontology annotation, cellular component: nucleus; chromatin; NuRD complex. Gene Ontology annotation, molecular function: ATP binding; chromatin binding; ATP hydrolysis activity. The record is from RefSeq and is a predicted model, not a curated record. The coding region runs from base 1642 to 7659 and encodes 2005 amino acids. Lineage: Eukaryota; Metazoa; Chordata; Actinopteri; Osteoglossiformes; Mormyridae.
UGGCCGCUUGAUUUGGUUGUCUCGUGUGUUAAAGUACCCCUGUUGACAAGCCAACUAGUCUGGAUCAUUAUUGUAUUUUACUGAGAUAAAACCUGUCAGAGAAACGAUACCCUGAAAAAUGUUAGUUUCUAACAUUGAUUAAAUCUACGUGUAAAUUGGAAUAAUUUCUCAUUAGGGUUCUGUUUCAUUAGUGCUUAAUUUGCGGGUGUUUUCUGUGUAUACACGUUUUAUUUGUAGACCAAUGUUAAGCCAUCAUCAAAAAAUAUUUUGGUAAUAGUCCAGAAACAUACUCAGUCAUUGUGGUUUGCCUGUCACUUUUAUGAGAUUUUAAAUCUUUCACACGGAGAUAUCAGCGCUGCUCCCUCUUAGUGUGGCAACGAUAGUGCAAGGCUCCAGGGAUGUUAAAACACGGAGAACUGAAUGGGCCGGAAUGAUUGACGUCGCAGGGGGGCGGGGCGUGGGGAGGGGGCGCAGCCGUGCAGCCUCCCCGCGCGCUCUCACCGGCGCUGCAAACUUGCUCGUGUGAUGCCGGAUCCACCGGUGUGUCCUUGUGCGACACAGAAACAAAAACAUCCGAUGGCGGUACCUCCCAUUACUAUUUUUCAUUUUUGCAGCAUCUGUAACCUUGACAACCGCAAAAUCCACCCAGGGCGCUCAGUCCGUAUUGUGCAUAGCAACCUUCCUAGAGGAUGGACCGGCUGGUUUUGUAGCGUCUUGUUUUUAUUUAUUUGACACCCCCCCCCCCCCAUACACACAUACACACACACACACGAAGUGCGCAGUUUUUACAUACACGACGACAUGAUGUUUUCCAGUGCACGAACAGUUAAAUGUUCCCCUAACGCAGAUACUUCUGCAUUUGAUGAAGAUGCCGCGUCCGCCUCACACCUGUGUCUUUAAAACUCUUGUUUCACCCCCCCCUGAUCGCGGUCGCAAAGAUGCUGUGACAAAGCGCCUUACUGGAAUUAUUUGUUAAGAGUCUCUUUUUGUUCCUGUGAUCAGAUUUAUGUUUGAAGAAGUGCGAGCAUUUAGCAGGUCUUUCGUUUGGUUUUGGGUCACUUCCCAGGUAUCUCACUAACUAGGCUGCCUUGUUGGCUGGUGUGCCCUUAGGUGGAACAGCCAGCACGCAGUUCUAAUGCGUUUGAUCCGCCACAUGCAGAGGAGACACGGGCUUUCUCCUGCAGGAACUGGCAGUGGCACAAAAGAGAUCUGCCGUCCGUAUUUAUUCGCGGGGGUAAAUGCAGAGCAAUCAGGAUUUUGUGAAGUUCUUCGCCGUAUCCUGGCGUAACCUCGCAUUGUGCGGACUUUGAAGGCGAAACAGGGGAGAGGGGAAGCCAGAAAUAGCCGCUCCUGUCACGGACACUUGCAGCACAGCGCACGACUAGUAAAACUGACUGGAGGAUUUGGACAGAGAAGAGGGAGAGGGGAAAGAGAAUUUUUUUGCUCCUUAAAAAAAGAGGGCAGCCAUCUUUCUUGGAACAAAAAAUAAAUAAAUAAAAUAAAAGGGUCUUCGUCAGUGCUGAGCGGAUUUCGUUUUGUGUAGACGUUUCCAAAGUGCGUUGGGGUUAAGUUUGCAGUGUACUUUGCACUAUAGCUGGAGUGUGAUUUUUUUUGUGUGUGAAGGUGCCGUAUGCGGUAAAGAUGCCGGGGUCGCUAAGUAAUGAAGACGAGGGUCAAGACGACAUGGAUUUUGAAGACGAAAUGCCAGAUGAGGACGAGGAGGCUGAGGUGGUGCCGGUUCCCUUGGCGACCCUGGACCGGCUGUUUUCCGAAGAUGGGCCGCUCACCGAGUCUAAGAAGAGGAAAAAGCACAAGGUAAAGGAGAGCAUGACAGCCAAGGUGAAGAAGAGGAUGAAGGAGGGUGGAGCCAGCGACCUGGAGGACGCCUCGGAGCGGGAGGACGACCUGGGGGAGCAGUCCGAGAGCGAGAACAGCAGUUAUGCACCUGUUAAGAAGAAAAAGAAAAAACCGAAGGAGAAGAAAGAGAAGAGAGUCAAACGGAGGAAGAAAGAUGAAGAGGAUGAAGAGGAUGAAGACGAUGGCGGGAUGAAGGAACCGAAGUCCUCCUGUCAGCUGAUGCAAGAAUGGGGUCUUGAGAAUGUUGAAUACGUCUUCUCCGAGGAAGACUACCGGACCCUCACCAACUACAAGGCCUUCAGUCAGUUUCUCAGGCCCCUCAUUGCCAAAAAGAACCCCAAAAUCCCCAUGUCCAAGAUGAUGACGGUGCUCGGCGCCAAGUGGCGGGAGUUCAGUGCCAACAACCCCUUCAAGGGCACCUCCGCUACUGCCGUGGCUGCAGCCGUGGCCGCUGCCGUGGAAACGGUCACCGUAGCAGCCCCCAUCUCUAUCGGCAGCACUCAGCAGUCUUCUCAGGGAGGGACCAUCCGAAAAGCCAAAACCAAAGAAGGAAAGGGUCCCGGGGUGAGGCGGAAGUGUAAAAGCUCCAAGGACAACAAGAAGAAAGGCAAGGGCAAAAAGACGAAAGCGAAACACGGACAGAGCGGGAAGAGGAAAAAGGCAUCGUCGAGUGAAGAGGACUUCUUCGAGGAGUCUGACUUUGACGAUGUCAGCAUCCACAGUGUCUCUGUGCUCUCGGACACCUCUGUGGCACCCAAGAAGAAGGCCCGGAAGGGGCGCAAGAAGAGGAAGAGAGAGGACGGGGAUGGCUACGAGACGGACCAUCAGGACUACUGCGAGGUGUGUCAGCAGGGCGGCGAGAUCAUCCUGUGUGACACCUGUCCGCGGGCCUACCACCUGGUGUGCCUCGACCCCGAGCUGGAAAAGGCCCCGGAGGGCAAGUGGAGCUGCCCCCACUGUGAAAAGGAGGGUAUCCAAUGGGAAGCCAAAGAUGAUGAUGAGGAAGAGGAGGAUGCUGCUGGCGAGGAAGAGGACGACCACAUGGAGUUCUGCCGGGUGUGCAAAGACGGUGGUGAGCUGCUUUGCUGUGACACCUGCCCAUCCUCCUACCACAUCCACUGCCUCAACCCCCCCCUGCCCGAGAUACCCAAUGGGGAGUGGCUCUGUCCACGCUGCAUGUGCCCUCCCCUGAAAGGAAAGGUACAGCGGAUUCUUCACUGGAUGUGGGGGGACCCCCCCUUGCCUCCCGAGGCCCCACCCGGCGUUGAAGGGGAACCAGGCAUGCCACUGUGCAAACCCCCCCUGAAGGGCCACCCCGAGAGAUUGUUGUUUGUGAAGUGGGCUGGCCUCUCUUACUGGCACUGUUCCUGGGUCAGCGAACUGCAGUUGGAGCUGUACCACACAGUCAUGUACCGCAACUACCAGCGCAAGAACGACAUGGAGGACCCUCCACCCUACGACUAUGGUUCCGGUGAUGAGGAGCUGAACAGCGAGAAGCGCAAGAGCAAAGACCCGCAGUAUGCCAUCAUGGAGGAGCGCUUCUACCGCUAUGGUAUCAAGCCUGAGUGGAUGAUUAUCCACAGGAUCGUCAACCACAGCUUUGAUAAGGAGGGGGAUGUGCAUUACCUGAUCAAGUGGCGGGACCUUCCCUACGACCAGUGUACCUGGGAGGUGGACAAUUUUGACGUCCCUGACUACGAUCGAUUCAAGCAGUCCUACUGGGACCACAGGGAGCAGAUUCUUGGGGAAGACAUCCGCCCCAUGGUGGUGAGGAAGGGGAAGCGGGCCAAGGAGGAGGGGAAACGGGAACGCCCCCCUGAAACUCCAUUGGUGGAUCCAACCAUCAAAUUCGACCAGCAGCCCUUUUAUAUCAAUGCCACUGGAGGCACCCUACACCCCUAUCAGCUGGAGGGCCUCAACUGGCUGCGAUUCUCCUGGGCACAGGGUACCGACACCAUCCUGGCUGAUGAGAUGGGAUUGGGCAAGACUGUCCAGACCAUAGUUUUUCUCUACUCCCUCUACAAGGAAGGACACUCCAAGGGGCCAUUCUUGGUGAGUGCCCCCCUCUCUACCAUUAUCAACUGGGAGCGUGAGUUUGAGAUGUGGGCGCCGGAAUUCUACGUUGUGACGUACACUGGCGACAAGGAAAGCCGGUCCGUCAUUCGAGAGAACGAGUUUACCUUCGAGGAUAGCAACUCCAAGUCAAAUCGCAAGGUUUUUCGCAUGAAGAAGGACACGUCAAUCAAAUUCCAUGUGCUGCUAACAUCCUACGAGCUCAUCACUAUCGAUCAAGCCGUCCUAGGCUCCAUCAGCUGGGCCUGCCUGGUGGUGGAUGAGGCUCACAGGCUGAAGAACAACCAGUCAAAGUUUUUCAGAAUCCUCAAUGGCUAUAAGAUCUACUACAAGCUGCUCCUUACGGGGACCCCUCUGCAGAACAACCUUGAGGAGCUCUUUCAUCUGCUCAACUUCCUCACGCCCGAGCGCUUCAACAACCUGGAGGGCUUCCUGGAGGAGUUUGCCGACAUCUCCAAGGAGGACCAAAUCAAGAAGCUGCACGACCUACUGGGGCCACACAUGCUGCGUAGACUGAAGGCCGACGUCUUCAAGAACAUGCCGGCCAAGACAGAGCUGAUUGUGCGAGUGGAGCUCAGUCCCAUGCAGAAGAAGUAUUACAAGUUCAUCCUGACGCGGAAUUUCGAAGCGCUGAACUCCAAGGGUGGGGGGAACCAGGUGUCACUGCUCAACAUCAUGAUGGACCUGAAGAAAUGCUGCAACCACCCCUACCUGUUCCCAGUGGCCGCUGUGGAAGCCCCUGUUCUGCCCAAUGGCUCCUAUGAUGGGAACCUGCUGGUGAAGUCCUCAGGGAAGCUGACUCUGCUGCAGAAGAUGCUGAGGAAACUCAAAGAUGAAGGACACAGGGUUCUCAUUUUCUCCCAGAUGACCAAGAUGCUGGACUUGCUGGAGGACUUCCUGGAAUAUGAGGGCUACAAAUAUGAGCGAAUAGAUGGGGGCAUCACCGGGGGCCUGCGCCAAGAGGCCAUCGACCGCUUCAAUGCUCCCGGAGCUCAGCAGUUUUGUUUCCUGCUGUCCACCCGAGCCGGCGGACUGGGAAUAAACCUGGCCUCUGCUGACACGGUCAUCAUCUACGACUCAGACUGGAACCCGCACAACGACAUCCAGGCUUUCAGCCGGGCUCACCGGAUUGGCCAGAACAAGAAGGUGAUGAUCUACCGGUUUGUAACACGAGCCUCAGUAGAGGAGCGCAUCACGCAGGUGGCCAAACGCAAGAUGAUGCUGACCCAUCUGGUGGUGCGGCCCGGCCUGGGCUCCAAGACGGGCUCCAUGUCUAAGCAGGAGCUGGAUGACAUCCUGAAGUUCGGCACUGAAGAGCUCUUCAAGGACGACGUGGAGGCUAUCGGGGACAAUAAGGAUGGAGAAGAAGGCAGCGUGAUUCACUACGAUGACAAUGCGAUUUCCAAGCUGCUGGACCGCAGCCAGGACGCCACCGAAGACACGGAAAUCCAGAACAUGAAUGAGUACCUCAGCUCCUUCAAGGUGGCCCAGUACGUGGUGCGGGAGGAGGAUGGAGAGGAGGAGGUGCAGCGGGAGAUCAUCAAGCAGGAAGAAAACGUCGACCCUGACUACUGGGAGAAGCUACUGAGGCACCAUUACGAGCAGCAGCAGGAGGAUCUGGCGCGCAACCUGGGCAAAGGCAAACGGGUUCGAAAGCAGGUCAACUACAACGACACCUCACAGGAGGACCAAGAAUGGCAGGAUGAUCUUUCAGACAACCAGUCUGAAUACUCGGUGGGGUCCGAGGACGAGGAUGAGGAUUUCGAGGAACGUCCGGAAGGUGGGCGGCGUCAGUCUCGCAGACAGCUGAAGAGUGACCGUGACAAACCUUUGCCACCCCUGCUGGCUCGAGUUGGAGGCAACAUUGAGGUGCUGGGCUUCAAUGCCCGACAGAGAAAGGCCUUCCUGAAUGCCAUUAUGCGCUGGGGCAUGCCCCCCCAGGACGCCUUCAACUCCCAUUGGCUGGUCCGGGACCUGAGGGGCAAAAGCGAGAAGGAGUUCCGGGCCUACGUGUCCCUAUUCAUGAGACACCUGUGUGAACCUGGAGCCGACGGGGCGGAGACCUUCGCCGACGGCGUCCCGCGGGAGGGUCUGUCCCGACAGCACGUCCUCACCAGGAUUGGGGUCAUGUCGCUGGUCCGGAAGAAGGUGCAGGAAUUCGAGCACGUCAACGGCAAAUACAGCACGCCGGAUCUGAUCCCCGAGGGGGUGGAGCUGAAGAAGCUGACGGAGAGCCUGUCCUCGGACCCCAACACGCCCGUUCCGGCCAGUCCGGCGGCCACACAGCCCGGCACCCCCGUGCCCCCAGAGAAGGCAGAGUCUCUCUCUGGACCCUCUGAAGAGAAGGAAAUGGUGGAGCUGGAUGGCAAGAAAGCGCCCGAGUCUGAAAACAAGACCCUCCUCUGCUUGGAGUCGUCGCCCAGGCCUGACAAGCCCACUGACAGUGAGGAGCCCAGAGUCAAAGCGUCUGAGGAGAGACAGCCUGAUGAGAACUCAAAGGCAGACUCACCCCCGAAGCCUGAGUCUUCUACGAAUCAGAGCCAGCCUUCCUCCAGUCACAUGGAGACCUCCUCCAAUCAGGCACAGUCAGCCUCGAAGCAGACAGAGUCGCCCUCCAAUCAAAGCAAAACAGGGGAGCCAUCCCGAGAGGCAGAGAGGCCAUCUGAGAAGGGAGACAGCGAGCCGCCCACUGUGCGGUCCGAGGAGAAAGAAUGCAAACCAGCACCCAGGGCAGAAGCAAAGACUGAGGAUGCAGCCGAGGGCCAGGUGAACGGGGAGAAGGAGGUCCGUGAUGAGAUGGACGACGGCAGGAGGGAAGACAGGAGCUGCUACAAGAACAAAUUCAUGUUCAACAUCGCAGAUGGGGGGUUCACAGAGCUUCACACAUUGUGGCAGAAUGAGGAGCGGGCUGCCAUGACCUCGGGCAAGAUGUAUGAUAUCUGGCACCGCCGGCACGACUACUGGCUGUUGGCUGGCAUUGUCACACAUGGCUAUGCCCGCUGGCAGGACAUCCAGAAUGACCCUCGCUACGCCAUCCUCAAUGAGCCCUUCAAGACCGAGAUGCACAAGGGCAACUACUUGGAAAUGAAAAACAAGUUCCUGGCACGUCGGUUCAAGCUUCUGGAGCAGGCGCUGGUGAUCGAGGAGCAGCUGCGGCGAGCAGCCUACCUGAACAUGACACAGGACCCCGUGCACCCGGCCAUGGCGCUGAACACGCGCUUCACCGAGGUCGAGUGCCUGGCCGAGUCGCACCAGCACCUGAGCAAGGAGUCGCUGGCGGGAAACAAGCCGGCCAACGCCGUGCUUCACAAAGUGCUGAACCAGCUGGAGGAGCUGUUGAGCGACAUGAAGGCAGAUGUGACGCGGCUGCCCUCCAUGCUGUCGCGCAUCCCGCCCGUCUCCGCACGCCUGCAGAUGUCUGAGAGGAGCAUCCUCAGCCGCCUCACCAGCCGCGGCAAUGAGCCACCGCCCCAGCAGCCUUUUCCCCAGGGCUCCUUCAGCUGUGCGCAGAUGUACAGCACUGGCUUUGCCAGUGGUCUCCGUGGCCCAGGAGGGGGCGCUAUGGUCAACUACAGCCAAAUGCCCCUAGGACCCUAUGUCAGCGUGUCGACCAACGGCCCCCCUCCUCCCAGCCAGCUAGACAAGAAGCCAGGCGACAGUCUGAGGGACGUGGUGACCCCUGACCUGAAGAUGGGGAAGGCCAGUGAUGUCAUCUGCAUUGAGGACUGACCCAACUGCACAGGGGCCGAACAACACCAACCAGCACCGGCCUCUUUGGGGUCCUCCUCAGCGUCACUCUGCCAUGGCACAUGCUUCUUCUUAUGCUCCUUAACUUUAUUUUCCAGAUUCUGUUUUUGGGAGGCGGGGCCUGGAGGGAGGCGGGGCCUGGAGGGAGGCGGGGCCUGGAGGGCCUGGACAGAGGAGUAUCUUCCCCGAGGAAGCAGCUUAUGUGUUUGUGUUUUAUUUUUCUCUUCUUCGCUUCAAGAUGCUAAGAAGGGAUGACAGGAAGCCAAUGGACUCAAUGCCUCAUCGUAGCAGGUGCUCCAUCUUCAGAAAAACCUUUCAUUUUGCUGCCACCUGACCCGAAACUCUUGACAACCAGACAGAUCUCCGCACCGUCACUGGAACUUGCCCCCUCACAGACCCCUCAUCCAUCUCAUGAGAACGUUCUGUCUUUCUGACCCUGCGCAACCCCCCUCCCCCCCGUCCCCCUCCUCAUGUGCAUAGAUCCUCCAUCGUGGGUUUCGGGGUGGCUGCAGCUGCAAAGGGACUGUGCAAAGCACUGCCCUCACUCACCAUGUCAUUAAUGAGUACUUUUUUGCAUUUUAAUUACAUUGUGGCAGGAAGGUAUAAAAUUGAAAGGGAGAAGAGAGUAAUCUGUAUAUAUAUAUUUUGAGUGCAUGAUGUUACCGUGUGCCUGACGUGCGUAGCAGACGCAGAGAGUUAAGCGAGGCGUCAUCACACUGGGUUCGGAGUUGAAGAUAUUCUGCGAUGUUCUGGAACGCACAGCGUUUGUUAGUAGGAUAUGUGGUCGGGUUUUUGGUACACAGACUAUUUUUUUUCCUGUGCUUGAAUGUCUAAACUGUUCCCACAACUUCCCCCCUGACUCUAAUCUUGGGGGGGUCGGACCAGCCAAUGCACUAUGGAGGGUUAGGGUUGUUUGUGUUAUACACUGUGCUAUCUUUCGGGCCCCCUACCCAUUUAUCUGAGCGACAGUAUCGUAGUGAAAGACCCAUCAGAUUAUCUCUGGGAUCAAAGUUUUCUUGUUAGUCCUUAAUCGACAGCUUUCCCAGAGUCAAUUUUUUUGACAAAGUGUUCAGUACCACUAAACAGGAAUCAGCUUGUCAUCUGUUUUAAUCCUCUGUGUGGUUCUCUUUGCCAGUCUGUGUGUAGCUGCUGAAUCUGUCUUCGAUAAACCUGAUUUUAAAUCUGUGUAUGAUCCGUUAAGCUUGUCAUUGUUAACCUUGCCUGUAUGUUUUCUGUUAAACCUGUGUGCAUAUUCUUUUCGGUUAAACGUUUGUUAAACUCAUUUGUCUGUUUUUCUCUGUUAUAACCAGCGUGAUCGUUCUCUGUUAAGCUCUUGUGUUUGAUCUGUCUUCAUCUCCUCUUUUUCGUCGGCCCUGUGUCUUCUAUUUAUCAUUAGAUGUAUGUGAAUUUAAUUGGAUUUUUCUUUUUGUCCCCAAAUAUUUAAACCUUGAACUGAAGUAUUCAUCAAGCUGAAGAAACACGUGUGAAUUAACAGGCUCAGUAUCACUUACGCUUUAUGUCUGGAUAGGUGAUCCAGAAUGAAGCUAUGUUUUUUUAAUUAUUGUCUGGAAUGGUACUUGAUCAUACUCACAUUUUACGACUGUAUUUAAUAUCAUGUUGCAAGCUUCGAAUGAGAUUCCAUAACUACUCUUUUUUUCGAAGAGGUUUUGAAGGCAUUAUUGUUAUUAUUAUUAUUAUUAUGAUUAUUGGUCCAAGCGGUCUUAGGUGCUGGAACCCUAUUGUUUUUAUUAUUGUUGUUAUUUGUGGCUAUAAGAAAAAGUUCAGAUAAUGAAUGAAAGUGGUGUUAAUACUGUCUUUUGGUACCUGUGUCUGCCGUUUUUGUUUCCACAGGACCUCCCGGUAGCGGAUUAUUCCCACGGGGGCUGCUGUGAAUUAAUUGUGGGUGGGUGGGUCGAUUGGUUAAGACGGAGUUCCCGAAAGGUAGCGCCGUCUCUUGCUGCGCCAACUCGCACAGUGGUCAUUUUAAUUUAUUUGAUUUUUAAUGUCGUCUCUCUUCUUGUUGAGUAAGAGGCCGCUGCAUCGGGACGGCUCGCAUUUCACGGUUACAGAGACCGAGACGAAGCAAAGCAGCCUCGGUAACACUGCGUGCUUCUUUAAAAAUGGGUUUAGCUCAUUUAACCUGCGAUGUUCAUUUUCCCCCUCUUUUUCUCUCCGUGCCAGAGAGAAGGAUCUACAUGAAUACGGUGAAAGAAUCAAAUGCAAUCAAACUGAAGUCAACCAAGAAUGUAUUGAAUAUAUGAGAAAAAGGCUUCAGUAUAAUUACUAUAAAUAAAAUAUAAAUACAAGUAUAUAUACAGUAUACAUGUUAAUAAGGAAGGCUUCAAAAGCUACCGCGCUGGUUAACUUUGUAGAAAUGUAUGCGAAGCAUGUGAAAUGUUUUGUACGAAGGGGGAAAACUUUGUUGGGGGUGGCGGUGGGGGAGGGGGUUGUUAUAUAAAAGGACAAAAGCCGUUUUGACGAUCAGACAGUAUUAUGGUGUAGAGGGAGGUAUCUGAAAGAAAGCAACGAGGGGUAACUUUGUAUUCAGUGUAUUUGUUUAAUGUGUUUUAAUAAAUCCUCUCAGUAAGAAA